AUGAGAGUAGUGACGUCGACGUCGGCUUUAGUCUUGCUUGCAUGCACCAUACUGUCCGCUGCCCAGGACUUGGACGCCAAAGCGCGCGACAUUGUGGAACGUAUGAGCGUGGACCAGUUGCUGGGUCAAAUGACGCAGAUCACCAUUGACUUCGUGCUUGCCACACAAGACGGAGGCAAGGUGGUCAACGUGGGAAAAGUCCACGAAUUGGCCAACCAAGGCAUCGGAUCGUACCUAAACACGCCGUUCGUGGCAGCUCUUGGGGACAACUACGGGUGGAACGUGCAUGAGUGGCGCCAUGCCAUCGGCCAACUCCAAGAUGUCCACAUCCGCACGACCGGUACACCCAUCAUCUACGGACUGGACUCGCUCCACGGCGCCAACUACGUCAAAGGCGCCGUUCUGUUUCCCCACCAAAUCAACGUUGGCGCGACGUUCGAUCCCGAGCUGGCCCGUCGAAUGGGCCAUUACGCCGGCCGCGACACCAAGGCGGCGGGGAUUUCGUGGAUCUUCGGUCCGACCUUGGAACCUGUGCGCCACAAGGGGUGGCCACGCAUCAUGGAAACGUUUGGCGAAGAUCCGACGGUGGUUGCGGACAUGGGGAAAGCAGCGAUCGAUGGCAUCCAGAGCCAGGGGGUGGCGGCCUGCUUCAAACACUUCAUCGGGCGGUUGUUUAAUCCAUUCUCCAAAGGCAUUCGAUUCUGCUGA
Messenger RNA from Aphanomyces astaci, 708 nucleotides. RefSeq lists its product as hypothetical. Gene Ontology annotation, biological process: glucan catabolic process. Bases 1 to 708 code for a protein of 235 amino acids. Gene Ontology annotation, molecular function: beta-glucosidase activity. NCBI's taxonomy places the organism in Eukaryota, Oomycota, Saprolegniomycetes, Saprolegniales, Verrucalvaceae. The transcript has 2 exons. The record is from RefSeq and is a predicted model, not a curated record.